Molecule: messenger RNA, 1423 nt
Organism: Bemisia tabaci
Lineage: Eukaryota; Metazoa; Arthropoda; Insecta; Hemiptera; Aleyrodidae
Product: multiple coagulation factor deficiency protein 2 homolog
Source: RefSeq, a predicted model, not a curated record
UGAUGCAAGGAACACGCAUCUCACACAAACCUAACCGCGAGUGUUUUUUAGCCUCCAAAAGGGGCACGUCCGCGUGUUUUUGUGGCCGUUUCUCAUGAGUUUUGGAUGCUCUUUCCAGCAUAUUCGGGAAUCCACCUCAGAUCUAACAUCACAGGAUGAUCAAGGAGGAUGUUAAACUUUUUCUCAUUGCAACGAUUAUUAACUUCUUCAGUGAGUCUGCCGAAUUUCGAGGCCCACACCACCCACAUAGACAUUACAUUCCACAGAAAGAUGGUGUUAAGCUGACACAAGACAAAAAUUUACUCCACGACGCAGAGCAUAUUCAAGAAGAUCUCGGAGACUGGGUGACAAAAGGCUCUGCACGAAAAUUGACACCAGAGGAGCUAGAGUUUCAUUAUUUCAUAGUUCAUGACUUUGACAACAACACGAAGCUCGAUGGAUUGGAGAUUCUGAAGGCUAUCUCACACACCCUUGAUCAUGGCGAGGAGGAAAGCGACAGAGGGGGUAGGCACCAUGCGGAUGAUUCGCACACAGCCACGGAGGAGCCUCUCACAGACGAGGAGAAACGACUCACUGAACAUUAUCAAGGCGUACUUGUUGAAUUGAUCGAUCAAGUGCUCCUGGAGGAUGAUACUGACAAGGAUGGAUUCCUCAGCUAUCCAGAGUUUGUAAUUGGACGGCAAAGAGAAAAAAAGAACAAGCCGCAACAGCAGCAUUAAGAAAGUACCCACUCUGUUAAGGACUCGAUGAUGCUUCCAAUAGUGAAAUUUCGUCGAAAAAUCAACUGACAUUGAAUUCUAAAAAAAAAAAUUAGGUACAAUGUUAUAAUAAGUACCAUUGAAUCGGUCAGUUACAAAAGGGCUUAAGUGCCAGAUAUUAAAACACGAAAAAAAAAAAGCAGUAGGGAUUAUAUUAUGUCUCUGGAGCCAGCCCGUUUUAAAUUACAGAUUAAUAAAUCAUUUGAUUAAUUAUUUCAUCGCUUUAAUAUUUUAGAGCUCCAAGAUUUAUAAGGGGUCAAGUAGAACGAUUAUUACCAUUUUUCUCGAAUUCUCAUUUUUGGCGCUUGAGCCCUUUCGUAACUGAUCGAUUCCAUCGUGGUCAAUGCGUACCUAUCUAUGUACUUCUUUUACUUAGAGGAUCAUUAAAACGAGUUAUCCUGUUUCCUACGUGAAUGAAGUGUGACAAAAUAUUUCAGGCUCGCUCACUUCCUGUUCCUGUCAGUUUGAGCUGAGUCACUCAACCACUUCUUAAGCGUCCACUAUCUUUCCUAAAUGAUGUUACAUAAUAGUUUUGUUUAUCGCACUUGUUAUACGUUUGUUUAAAUUUUGAAAAUUUUGAAGAGCAUUUUUAUAAAUACUGUGAUCUCCACUAAACCUGUUUUAAGGACUACAAAGACUUUAUUAAAGUUCAGAUUCGCAAUUUC